Penicillium canescens is the source of this 1125-nucleotide messenger RNA. Its product is annotated as Nif3-like dinuclear metal center hexameric protein. The transcript is spliced from 4 exons. Bases 1 to 1125 code for a protein of 374 amino acids. NCBI's taxonomy places the organism in Eukaryota, Fungi, Ascomycota, Eurotiomycetes, Eurotiales, Aspergillaceae. Gene Ontology annotation, cellular component: cytoplasm; mitochondrion. The record is from RefSeq and is a predicted model, not a curated record.
AUGCCUAUCCUCUCAAUGCCCAGUCAUACCUCAUAUUUCACCCAGGCUGUGGUGACCUCUAUGAGGAAGCUCUACCCGGAGGCAUUGGCAGACAAGAGCUUUGAUAACACAGGAUUGCUGCUCGAAGCUCCCUUCGACUAUUCCCGCAAACAGAGGAACUCGGUUCUCCUAGCCAUUGAUCUCACAACAGCUGUUGCCGACGAAGCCAUUGGAAAGCAAUGCUCGAUUGUGGUGGCAUACCACCCAAUUAUCUUCCGCGGCCUCAAAUCCCUCACCUUCGCCGACUCCCAACAAAAGUCCCUCCUCCGCCUGGCACAGCAUGGCAUCAGCGUCUACUCACCACAUACAGCCGUCGACACCGUCCCCGGUGGAAUGGCGGAUUGGCUCUGCGACGUCGUGACAGGCAGCUUCAAGCUCAAUUCAACAGCAAAGGCUGUCGUCAACCAGUGCGGAUCCAUUAUGUACUCUGCGCCUUCCUACCCAGAAGCCCCGAUCCCAACCGUCCACUCCUCACCGCAAGGACCACCCCACACCCGCAGUACAAUCCACCCCUCGCCGCCAGCCUCGGUCCCCGAGGGUUUCGAAUCAGCAGGUGCCGGCCGCCUGGUCACAUUUACCGAAUCACAGCCUCUCGUCACGCUGAUCGAUAACAUCGCCCAUGGCGUCGGUCUCCCGGGUGGUAUCCCCAUUGCCCUGCCGCAGGGUCGUUCAGUAGACGAUAUAAACAUCAAAACUGUUGGCAUGUGUCCCGGUUCUGGCUCUGGCGUCCUCCUCCGCGGUGACGGGCCUAUCCCGGACCUCCUCUUGACCGGUGAGAUGAGCCACCACGAAGCUCUGGCAGCCACGGAGCGUGGAUCAGUUGUUAUUUCGCUUUCGCAUACCAACUCUGAGCGGGGAUAUCUGCGUUCUGUUAUGCAGCCUAAGUUGCUCGAUGAAGUUGAGCGGUGUUGGAAUGCUUGUAUAGAUGAAGCUUCCGGGUUUGAAGGUUCUGUGAUGAGGAGUUUGGAGGAGGAUAAAGAGAAAAAGCUUGUCAGCGAACUUCACAAUAUGCAGGGCAGGGUUGAGGUUCAUGUGAGCGAGGCUGAUCGUGAUCCUUAUGGGAUUAUGAUCUGGCGUGGUAACUAG